AUGUGUGAACAGCUGUCGUCUUCUGCAAUAGAGACAUUCCGAGAAUCUGCGGCCUCGAUACUCAAGAAUGAGAAUACAUUGGAUCGAUUGGGGGAAUUGGCAACCGUGCUGCGAGAGAUCCGAGCUAAAAGGAUUGAAAUGGAGAACUUGAAGCCAAAUUCGGAUGUCAAAUGGCGUGGGGUGUCUUCCUGGCGCUCAUUAGUGAGCCGCACGCCGUCGCCCAGCUCAAGCAGGCAUGGCUCCAGAUCUGCUUCGCCCGGCCCAAAGAGCAGCGGCGGUUAUGCGGAAAAAGACGCGCUGCAAAGUGACAUACAUCGAUUGAAGGAAGAUGCUCGUCUCCGAAUAAGAGGUUUGCCGGAAGACUUGAGGCACUCGAUUGUCAUGGCGGAAUACGAGAACGUGGACGAGGCGGAUCCUGGACAAUGUGCGGGUAUCGACGCAAUCUGUUCUGAUCUGCGGGAUUCCAUCAACCAAGCCUACUUCAACGCGUUCGAUCCACUCCCGUUCGGUUUGUUCUCGGAAGAAGAUGAGCUAAGAAUGAGGUGGCAGGAUUCUACAGCAGCCCUUCUGAAGGUACAUGAAGCAGGCCCAAUGCUGCAGCAAGCGACCACGGCGUUGGAAUGCAUCAUGUCUAGUGCACAUGAUGGGCAGAACUCAAAAAUGGCGGGACAGGGUCAGUACUAA
This is a messenger RNA of Fimicolochytrium jonesii, 684 nucleotides long. RefSeq lists its product as uncharacterized. Bases 1 to 684 code for a protein of 227 amino acids. Lineage: Eukaryota; Fungi; Chytridiomycota; Chytridiomycetes; Spizellomycetales; Powellomycetaceae. The transcript is spliced from 4 exons. The record is from RefSeq and is a predicted model, not a curated record.